This is a messenger RNA of Aricia agestis (brown argus), 1342 nucleotides long. Its product is annotated as lachesin-like. Lineage: Eukaryota; Metazoa; Arthropoda; Insecta; Lepidoptera; Lycaenidae. The record is from RefSeq and is a predicted model, not a curated record. Bases 165 to 1286 code for a protein of 373 amino acids. Gene Ontology annotation, cellular component: neuron projection. The transcript has 8 exons.
CGUAGGCAGACGUACGUAGUACCGCUACGCCGGCCGCUACGAACUUGCGUGCGCUACGAAUAAAUGCUUCCAAAUAAUAUGAAAUAGAGUGAACUUUUAUUUAUCGUUCACGCAAUGAAGUGAACUUUUAAUUUAUUUUCGUUGAUUUGUGCGAUGUGACUAUAAUGAUGUUGUUGGGAAAACUUUUGUUCUAUAUACACUUUGGACUUGUCUUCCAUGUUGCUAUUUGUUUCAAGGAUACCGGAGAAGUGCCACGUUUUGAGGACAGUUUAAACAAUUUAACUGUAUCCUUGGGACGAGAAGCUGUGUUCACCUGCGUCGUCAAUGAUCUCGGCUCCUAUAGAGUGGCGUGGCUACGCGUGGACACGCAGACGAUCCUGACGAUCGCGACCCAUGUCAUCACCAAGAACCACCGCAUCGCCGUCAACCACAGCGACCGGCGAGUGUGGUUCCUCCACAUACACGACGUGCGCCAGUCCGACCGCGGCUGGUAUAUGUGCCAGCUCAAUACAGACCCCAUGAAGAGCCAGACUGCCUAUCUGGACGUAGUUGUGCCACCAGAUAUCCUGGACUACCCAACCAGUAGUGACCAGGUGGCACGGGAAGGUGCCAACGUGUCGCUAAGGUGCGCGGCCCACGGCGUGCCCACCCCCACCGUGGUGUGGAGAAAAGAGGCUGGGGAUCUGCUGCCCACGGCAAACUUCACCGAUACGCACAAUUCGUCGGUGAACGGCGCAGUGCUGCACCUGACAAAGGUGUCGCGGCUGCACAUGGGCGCGUACCUGUGCAUCGCCAGCAACGGCGUGCCACCCUCAGUCAGCAAACGGGUCAUGCUCGUUGUCCAUUUUCCGCCGAUUAUGACAAUACAAAACCAGUUGGUGGGGGCGAAGGAGGGUGACACUGUAUAUUUAGACUGUCACUCCGAAGCCUUUCCUAGAUCAAUAAACUAUUGGACUAUUAAUGACCAAAUUAUAUCUCAGACUGAUAAAAGAUUUGAAGUAGCGUCGGUGGAGAAAGGCUACGAGGUAGACAUGAGGUUAAAGAUUAGAAAAGUAGGAAGGACAACGUUCGGCACGUACAGUUGCAUAUCAAAAAACUCCCUCGGUGAUACGGAUGGGACGAUCAAAUUAUACUCUCUCUCUGGGAAGUUCGAGGAGAUGCAGUAUAACGAGGUUGGGGACUUUGAGGAGACGCCCGACGUCAGCGAGCUCGAGGCUCUCAAGCGCAGCGGCGCGCGCGCCCUCGCGCCGAUGCUCACCCCGAUACUAUACUUUACGAUACUAUAACUUCUUUGUACAUACAAAAUAUAUUGUUACAAUAAAACUUUUUGGUGUCGUUUCAA